Protopolystoma xenopodis is the source of this 1695-nucleotide messenger RNA. NCBI's taxonomy places the organism in Eukaryota, Metazoa, Platyhelminthes, Monogenea, Polystomatidea, Polystomatidae. The record is from the annotation of a GenBank genome assembly.
AUGGCUUUUAUUCGAGCCAUUUUCCACCCUCGUAAAUUUUCACAUUGUCUGUCUAGAAACUUUUCUCCUAUCCUGCGCCGCAAAACAACCGGUUCAAAGGAUUAUACCAUAAUUGAUCACUCUUUCGAUGCUGUCGUUGUUGGAGCAGGUGGAGCGGGAUUGAGAGCUGCGUUCGGAUUAGCUAAUGAAGGCUUUAAGACGGCUUGUAUUACGAAGUUAUUCCCAACUCGUUCCCAUACUGUUGCUGCUCAGGGCGGAAUCAAUGCCGCACUUGGCAACAUGGAACCUGAUGAUUGGCGCUUCCAUAUGUAUGAUACUGUCAAGGGAUCUGAUUGGCUUGGUGACCAAGACGCCAUUCACUAUAUGUGUGAGGAAGCGCCUAAGGCUGUAAUUGAACUUGAAAACUAUGGAAUGCCUUUUAGCCGACUCCCCAACGGAAAGAUAUACCAGCGGGCUUUUGGCGGCCAAAGUAUCGAUUACGGCCGAGGUGGACAGGCUCAUCGCUGUUGUGCUGUUGCAGACAGAACUGGGCAUUCAUUACUUCAUACUUUGUAUGGCCGAUCUCUUCGCUAUGAUGCACAUUAUUUUAUCGAGUAUUUUGCCAUGGAUCUUCUGAUGGAUAAAGGAGCCUGCGUUGGUGUAAUUGCCCUAUGCUUGGAGGACGGGACUAUUCAUCGAUUUAAAGCAAAAAAUACUGUUCUUGCCACAGGUGGUUGUGGCCGUACAUACUUUUCCUGCACUAGUGCGCAUACAUGCACUGGGGAUGGUAUGGCAAUGGCGACUAGAGCUGAGCUCCCUAACGAAGAUAUGGAGUUCGUUCAAUUUCACCCUACCGGAAUUUACGGAGCGGGAUGCCUUAUAACUGAAGGGUGUCGUGGUGAGGGUGGGUAUUUAGUAAACAGCGAAGGCGAGCGCUUUAUGGAGCGGUAUGCACCAAAUGCCAAAGACUUGGCUUCAAGGGAUGUGGUUUCUCGGUCAAUGACUAUUGAGAUGAGAGAGGGUCGUGGCGUUGGCCCAAGAAAAGAUCACAUUUAUUUACAACUUUCGCAUCUCCCAGUCGAUCAAUUGCGGUCUAAACUUCCUGGUAUUUCCGAGACCGCCAUGAUUUUUGCUGGUGUAGAUGUGACCCGAGAUCCCAUUCCAGUGCUUCCUACUGUUCAUUACAAUAUGGGUGGUCUUCCCACAAACUAUAAGGGUCAGGUUAUUAAAUGGGAUCCAGUGGCCAAAAAGGACGUCUUGAUUCCUGGGCUUUACUCUGCUGGCGAGACUGCAUGUGCUUCAGUUCAUGGUGCAAAUCGCUUAGGUGCUAAUUCCCUUCUGGAUUUGGUUGUAUUUGGCAGAGCUUGUGCACUUGAUAUUGCAGAGAAGCAUAAGCCCGGAGACAAAGUGCCUGACUUUACACCUGAAACUGGAGCUAAAUCAUUAGCGAAUCUAGACAGCAUACGUUGGGCCAAGGGCGAAUAUUCUGUUGCCGACGUGCGCCUAGAGAUGCAGCGCAUAAUGCAGGAACAUGCUGCCGUCUUUCGUGACGGUCCCGUACUUGCGGCUGGUUGUGCCAAAAUUGAUCAACUUUAUCGAGAAAAAAUGCAUCGUCUCAAGUUGGGUGACAGGAGCAUGAUAUGGAACUCAGAUCUUGUAGAAGCGCUGGAGCUACAGAAUCUGAUGCUUACGGCUGCCCAAGUAAGCAGAGCAUGA